AUGUUCCGCACACACCACGAGGCCGACACCAUCGACCCCGAGCACAUCACCAAGGGCUACGUGCCCCGCCUGGCCAACGCGCGCCUGCCCGGCAGCUACAUCAACCACUACUGCGCCAACGGCGGCGCCGUGGUGCCCCAGUUUGGCUACCCCACUGACCAGCAGGCCAUCGACGUGCUGCAGGCGGCGUACGGCCCCGGGUACAAGGUGGUGGGCGUCCCUGGCGGCACGCGCGAGGUGCUGCUCAACGCCGGCAACGUCCACUGCAUCACGCAGCAGCACGUGCUGGCGGGUGACAUUUAG
Messenger RNA from Monoraphidium neglectum, 303 nucleotides. Its product is annotated as agmatine deiminase. NCBI's taxonomy places the organism in Eukaryota, Viridiplantae, Chlorophyta, Chlorophyceae, Sphaeropleales, Selenastraceae. Gene Ontology annotation, biological process: putrescine biosynthetic process. The record is from RefSeq and is a predicted model, not a curated record. Gene Ontology annotation, molecular function: agmatine deiminase activity; protein-arginine deiminase activity. The transcript has 2 exons. The coding region runs from base 1 to 303 and encodes 100 amino acids.